AUGGGUGAAGGUCUACUACCAUGGGUGCAGCGCGUUGUUUCUUGUCGCACUCUUCUUCACGCACCCCGGGGUGGUACAGGCUCGGUGUUAAGACAGCAGCGAGAAGGAAAACCCGAUGGGCUCGGCCUGUCUCAGGCUUGGUUGCAUGCACCCCCUGAUAUAGAGGACGAAAGGGAAAAAGAAAGGAAGCAUGCCAGGCCGGCCGCAAGGGGACUAGCGGCAGCGCUAUGGGCGGCUCCCUGCAGCAUGCUUCGCUUGAGCACGGCGGGGUUUCAGAAGCAGAGCAGCUUGGAACAAAGUCUUUGCUGCCGUCGAACUCAAUCCGUGCGUCCAACGCAUUCUGGCUGCACGCUCGCACUCAUAAGUAUGGGUGGGUGCCAAUGCCAGUGCCAGUGCCAGUGUGAGCGUGAGCGUCGUGGUGCGUGGGCAGGCAAGGUGCCAAUUCCAUUUCUCAGCACACCCUCCCACGCCCGUCAUCCACACAGCCUCGUCCAAUGGCAGCCGUCCGCCAAAAGGCCCCCGACUCGCCAGCAAAUUGACUGUCCGCACCAACGACAGCAGACACAAGACAGCAGACCACGCGCACACUCGUCUGUCUGCUUGCGCCCGUCAGUGGCUGAAGGCCUCGUUGAUAACGGCCAGGAAGCCACGGCCCCGCCGCCAAUCACCGCCGCCCAUGGCUCUCUCAGCCGCCUACACGGCGAGCACGCCGACCAGGAUGCCCACCGGCCCAAGCACUUCUCAAACUUGAGCGGACGCAGCCUCGAGGGCCCUCGGCCUGCUGGUGGAGGCGAUCGUGGAGACCAAGCGCCUCUCGCUUCUGCAGGAACCGUGCUAGCUCUCCAAGAAGAGGCGUCCAUGUCGGCCGCUCUGUCCAAGGCGCCUAUGCUCUGGCGCCGAAUGGGCGUUGACCUUGCGACGCUCCAAAUCUCUUCUGCUGCUCUUCUACCCCCCCAGCUGUUCCUUCUGACUGAUAUUCGUCUCAUGCUGCGCUGGACGCCCAGCUGCUGA
Bipolaris zeicola 26-R-13 is the source of this 1011-nucleotide messenger RNA. RefSeq lists its product as uncharacterized. The record is from RefSeq and is a predicted model, not a curated record. Lineage: Eukaryota; Fungi; Ascomycota; Dothideomycetes; Pleosporales; Pleosporaceae. The coding region runs from base 1 to 1011 and encodes 336 amino acids. The transcript is spliced from 4 exons.